Calliphora vicina (urban bluebottle blowfly) is the source of this 922-nucleotide messenger RNA. RefSeq names its product mitochondrial ribosomal protein L16 (gene mRpL16). The transcript has 3 exons. Gene Ontology annotation, molecular function: rRNA binding; structural constituent of ribosome. The record is from RefSeq and is a predicted model, not a curated record. Gene Ontology annotation, biological process: mitochondrial translation. Lineage: Eukaryota; Metazoa; Arthropoda; Insecta; Diptera; Calliphoridae. Bases 101 to 823 code for a protein of 240 amino acids. Gene Ontology annotation, cellular component: ribosome; mitochondrial large ribosomal subunit.
AAAUAUUAUACAAGGUUUUGGUGUGAUUGGGGAAGAAAUUGUACAAAUUGGAAUCAUUUUCGUCUGUUGGUAAAUUUUAAGCUAAGCUAUAUAAUUCGAAAUGUUUCGUUGUAUGAGAAAUAUGUGUGGAUUCAAUAAAAAUAUUGGACCAUCCACAUAUCAAGUUGCUGGUUUGAAGUAUUUUGCUCCACCUGUAAAAUACAAUGAUAUUGAACAGGUUGAGAGGCCAAAAUUAAGAGUAUUGGAUAGAAGUCCACAGUAUCCACCAAAUCUUCGUCCCCCAAAAAUGCAAAAAAAAUUAAAAUUAAUGCGUGGCCCAGAAGUAGUGCACAAUACUUUAUUGCAUAAACAGUAUGGUAUAAUGGCAACAGGUGGUGGGCGCUUACGUUGGGGACAUUUGGAAAUGCUCCGUCUUACAAUUGGUCGCAAAAUGGAUGUCAACAGAAUGUUUGCUAUUUGGAGAAUACCAGCUCCUUGGCAGCCCAUUACUAAAAAGGGCCAAGGUCAAAGAAUGGGUGGUGGAAAAGGAGCUAUAGAUCAUUACGUCACUCCCAUAAGAGCUGGAAGAGUAAUAUUAGAAAUAUCAGGAAAAUGUGAAUUUGCUGAAGUCAAGCCAUUUCUACAACAAGUUUGCAAUAUUAUGCCUCUAAAGGCUGAGGUAGUUUCACAACAAAUUUUGGAUGAAAGGGCAGCUGAGGAAAAUAAAUUAAAUGAAUCAAAUCAAAAUUAUUUCACAAUGAAAUAUGUAAUACAGAAUAACUUAAGUGGAUGUCACAGAUGGCUGUCGCCUGUUGACCACAAGUGGUUUGGAAAACAUUUAUAAUUUCGCAAACGUUUCUGAAUAAUAUUAUUUUCAAUUCUUAGUCAAUAUACAUAUAUAAUUAUUUUUAAAUAAAUACGAUAUAUUUAAAAUUGCCAAUAA